AGUUGCAAAUGGCAGACCUGCAACGUAUACGAUAGUGUAGAAAUCCUCAAUUAUUCCCAUUCGAUUUGAUCAUAAAUUUCGUGACAUAACGGAAUUCGAGGGAACAAUCGAGACAAUCGAGAGGAUUUGGGAAUUAAUCGACUUGUCAACGACUAUUAAUUGUUGUUGGGGGCUCGACAGUAGGGGGUAGUUAUCUCGGGAGUUUAUUCGGAUUUUAAUUGUUCGACAAUGGCGAAACUCAUCGAUAUUUGGCGUACGGACCAACCGGUCAAUCUCAAGAAACGACAGAUGCCUUUGAUUGUUGAUCAUCAGCUGACGAUGAUCAUGGACUUGAGCAGUCUAGGGUACAUUUGCGAGAGUCCCCUAGUCCGAGGUAAACACCUGGACGAAUUCACCCGAAAGUUGAACAUCCUAACAGAAGAGGAAGUGAAGGGCUCCUUCGAGGUCUCCCAUAAGGACAUGCUGGAUAUCCUGAGACAGGCUGUGCCAUGCGUUGGCUGCAGAAGAAGUGUGGAAAGACUUUUUUACGACGUGAUGACCUCAGGUCAUCAAGCCCUCGAUCCACUGAUAGUCACUAAGGACGGAAUGAUAACCCUGAGUAAUGAAGUACUCGAGUCACCCCGAUUAUUAUGCACUAUGCUCCAAGGUCACAGUUCUCGUUUAAACGCUCUCCUGGAGAAACAGCCCCGUAGUAAAAAAUCACGCCGCUGUGUGCUCCACUCCCUGGAGGUGCAACGUACCCGUCCACCCUCUGGUGCCUGGAGGGAGGUGUGGGACGUGAUGAAAUCGCCGUGCCGCCAGGAGUUGACAGUAGUAGAGAAAGAAACCCUAGAAACAACCCUCGACACAUACCUGAAGAAACACCGUUUCUGCUCGGAGUGUCGGACAAAAGUCCUUUUGGCCUCGUCCCUUCUCUCGAAAGAUCCAGAUACUAUCCGUGAGAAGGGCUACGUUCCGGCUCUUUACGCAGGAAUAAAACGUUGCGUACCAGAGAAUCAUGUUCACCUGCCCACAAAUUCAGACUACAUCACUUCCCUGAUUGGUAGGGCUCAACCAGAGGUGAUGGGGCGUGAACGUCAUGCUAAAACCCUAGAGAUUGCCCAGGAGGAGGUGCUCACGUGCUUGGGGAUUUGCGUGGCUGAAAAACUCCACAGGAUUCACAGGAGACUGAGAGAAGAGGAGACUGUCUGCAAAGUCUUCGCUGCUGUUGCCAUCGAUGCGUUAUCUAGGAAUUUUCAGAUGGCAGUCGAGGUCAAGCAGGGAAUCACGCAGCUAGAGAUACUCUACGAGGAGCUGACAAGGGAGGAGAUCGUCAAAGAAAAGAAGAAGGAGAAGCUGAGGCUGAAGCGGAGAAAGAAGAAGGAGAAGAAGGGAGAGUCUCUUGAAAAAGAAGAGGACGACGUGGGGAAGGAGGACAGCCUCCCAGAGCCCGAUUGUAGUUGUCCAGAAACUCCUAGCCAAAAGAAAUCCCAGCCAACCCCUGAGAUCCAACCCCGUACCUGUGCGCCACCGAAGAAGUCUCCGAAGAAGCCAAAGGCCUCGAAAUCAAAGAAAAUACCAGAGCCUUGUGCCAAAAACCACAAAAAGCCUGAGGACCACAUAGAAGACGACAAUUGCACGUGCCCCAAAGACCUGGAGUCCACGGAGGAAUUAUUAAAAUGGAUAAAGCUAUCGAAAUUGAGUGAGGGUAGCAGAGCGUCUUCGGAGCCCUCUCAGUCCUCCCAGGAUUGUGGUUACUCGUCAGAGCAUAAUGCAAGUAGUGUCUCGAUGCCGAGUACCCCAGAGGGCUCAGAGGUCGCCUGUUCUGAGGGCUGUUGUGGGCACGAGGGCGACUGUCAAGAUAAUCUAGGAAACGACAAAUUGAAUCAUUCCAUUUCACCUCUUUUACUCAUUAGGGAACAAAAGUUCACUCCAACGUUAACACAAAUGCUGCAAGACUCAUUAUCCGAUGACGAGGGUAAUGAGAGUCUCAUUCCACUCGAGGAAAUUCAAGAAUUCCAUUCACGUGUUUGUCAAGUUCAUGAGAAGCGUUUGGAGUUGAGGAAAAAUCUACGUAAACGCUUCGCUAUAUUAUGUAGCCAUUAUAAAUCCAGCAAUGGCAUUCCGAAAUGAUUAUUUUUUCCUAUCGAAUGGCGAAAAAAAAUAAAUCUUUUUUACAUUUAGUUUUUACCGCUUGGGGAUUCAUUAGAGACGAAGUUGUAUAUUUUGGAUAAUUGUUGGAAACUUUUUUUUUUCAUUUUCAUCGAAGGAAUUAUCGAAAUUUCUUUUCGAAUGCAUUGUAAUUGAAGAUGCGAGCGCUCGAAUAAAAUUUUCUUGAGAAAAAAAAAUGA
This is a messenger RNA of Fopius arisanus, 2330 nucleotides long. RefSeq names its product gametogenetin-binding protein 2-like. Gene Ontology annotation, cellular component: cytoplasm; nucleus. The transcript is spliced from 5 exons. The record is from RefSeq and is a predicted model, not a curated record. The coding region runs from base 229 to 2112 and encodes 627 amino acids. NCBI's taxonomy places the organism in Eukaryota, Metazoa, Arthropoda, Insecta, Hymenoptera, Braconidae.